AUGGCCGACAUCGAAGGCAACGAAAAGUCGAUCGACAUCCACAACCUCCCCGGCCGACGCUCUGUGUCCCCCGUAGACAGGUCCGGAAAGCGAGCCUCUGCCUCGACCACACGAGCCGCGCAAAAGAUCCUCGAGCACAGCAGCGAUGCCGACGAGGCGAUGAAGGCCUUUGCCAACGGCGAGGUCGUGCAGAUCGACGAGGCGACGAACAGACGCCUCCUGCGCAUCAUCGACUGGCAUCUGAUGCCCCUGCUGUGCGUCAUCUACGGGCUGAAUUUCCUGGACAAGACGACGCUCUCGUACGCGAGCAUCAUGGGGAUCAAGACAGAUAUCAACCUCGUCGGCGACGACUACCAGUGGCUGUCGAGCAUGUUCUACUUUGGCUAUCUCGCCUGGGAAUACCCUACGAACCGCCUGCUGCAGCGGCUGCCGCUGGCCAAGUAUUCUGCCUUUUGCGUCAUCGCGUGGGGGACCGUGCUGGCGUUGUUUGCGACGGUAUCCAAUUUCGGCGGCGCCGUGGCUGUGAGAUUCUUUCUAGGAGUCAUGGAAAGCGCCGUCACGCCCGGCUUCGCAUUGUUCACGUCGCAAUGGUACACCAAGCGCGAGCAAGGCACGCGCACGGGCAUCUGGUUCUCGUUCAACGGGUUCGGGCAGAUCUUUGGCGGUCUCGUCGCGUACGGCAUCGCCGUCGGGUCGCGCAAGACCGGCUCCGCCAUCGCGCCGUGGAAGAUUGUGUUUCUCGUCAACGGGUUACUAACUGCCGCGCUGGGCGUCGUCUUCCUCUUCGUGAUACCCGACAACCAGCUCAACGCGCGGUGGUUGAAGCCGCGCGAUCGCAUCCUGGCUGUCGAGCGGGUGCGCGUCAACCAGCAGGGCAUCGGCAACAAGCACUUCAAGUCCUACCAGUUGAAGGAAGCGCUGCUGGACCCCUUGACCUGGGCCUUUGUGUUCUAUGCGCUCGUCGCGGAUAUCCCCAACGGGGGAAUCACCAAUUUCUUUUCGCAGCUGAUCGUCUCGUUCGGCUACACCCCUGAACAGUCCCUCCUGUACGGCACGCCCGGCGGCGCCGUCGAAGUCGUGGCCCUCAUCUUCUGCGGCUGGCUAGGCGACCGGCUGGGCCAACGCAUCCUCGUCUCGAUGGGCGGCCUGUGCAUCGCGCUGCUGGGAAUGAUCCUCAUCGUCGCCCUCCCCUUGUCCAACAACUCCGGCCGGCUGGCAGGGUACUAUCUGACCCAGGCCUCGCCGACACCUUUUGUGGCUCUGCUGUCCCUGAUCGCGACUAACGUUGCGGGUUAUACGAAGAAGACCACCGUCGCGGCGUGCUACCUCAUCGGGUACUGCGUCGGGAACAUCAUCGGGCCGCAGACCUUUCGGCCGGAAGACGCCCCGCAGUACCGGUCCGCCGAGAUCACCAUUAUUGUGUGUUAUGGGACGUGUUUGCUCGAUCUGGCGUUCAUCUGGUGGUAUUGUCGGCGGCAGAAUCGGAAGAAGGAGGCCCAGCGCGCGGAGCCGGGCUAUGUCAAGUUGGAGAAUCAGGAGUGGCUCGACUUGACGGAUAAAGAGAACCCCGAGUUCGUGUACAGUCUGUAA
Messenger RNA from Cladophialophora yegresii CBS 114405, 1590 nucleotides. RefSeq lists its product as uncharacterized. Gene Ontology annotation, molecular function: allantoate transmembrane transporter activity; dipeptide transmembrane transporter activity. The transcript is spliced from 4 exons. Gene Ontology annotation, biological process: allantoate transport; dipeptide transport; tripeptide transport. Lineage: Eukaryota; Fungi; Ascomycota; Eurotiomycetes; Chaetothyriales; Herpotrichiellaceae. Gene Ontology annotation, cellular component: plasma membrane. The record is from RefSeq and is a predicted model, not a curated record. Bases 1 to 1590 code for a protein of 529 amino acids.